Molecule: messenger RNA, 3238 nt
Organism: Physella acuta
Lineage: Eukaryota; Metazoa; Mollusca; Gastropoda; Physidae
Product: glutamine synthetase
Cellular component (GO): cytoplasm
Molecular function (GO): glutamine synthetase activity
Source: RefSeq, a predicted model, not a curated record
GUCGAGCCUGCCUCUCCAUUGUUAGGUACGCGAUAGAAUAGAAGUGGAGGCGAUUGGUACCGAACCGACCGUUGCAUCAGUCGGAGUGAGUAUUUAGCCUCGUUCUAAAACUCCAACCGUUUAUUUCACGAUAGCUUUGUUUGUUCUAGAUCUAGGCCCAACCAGUAUCGCGGUGUAGGAUUAAAUUCUCUGCCCGGUUUUAAAGCGUGAGUUCUGUUUGGAUUUACUCAUCCUUCCGUGUUCGACGUGUGUAUUUAUUUCUCUAAAUAAACAACGGAUGUGCUGAGCAGCGUCUGCUUCGUCUUAACAUGAUAACAGGGCUCAGUGACAGCAAGGGUGAAUGGUGAGAAGAAGGAAGAAAAACUCGAGUUCUGCAACACAGUUGUCUCCCCCAGUCAGCGGCCCGCACUAGAAGGGAGGUAAACUUGGAACUGGCAUCCCUCGAGGGACUGGAUCAUCGCACACAAUCUGCCCAGGACACGGAACUGUGUGGUCACAAUGGGAGAACCUAGCGACUGGAGAUUUAACAAAGCUGUUCAUUCAGCCUUCGUGCUUGGUUUACCUAUACCACAGGACCAGGUACUUGUAGAAUACGUUUACGUAGCAGAAGAUGGGUACAGCAUUCACAGCAAGUGUAGAAAAAUUAACUCAGUGCCUGCCUGCCCUUCAGAAGUCCCAGUGUGGAGCUAUGCGGCCAACUUUCCAGUUGAGGACCGGUUCCUCAAGCCGGUUGCCAUCUAUAAAGACCCGUUCCGGCAAGGGAAUCACCGGCUGGUGUUGUGUGAGGUCUACGCUAAUGACUGGCAGCCUGCGCCUCGCAACUUCCGUAAAGACUGUGCUGAAACAAUGGCCACACCGGAAGUGAUGUCAUCGGCCCCCUGGUUCGGCCUUGAGCAGGAGUACUCCAUCAUUGACGCGGCCAAUCGGCCAAUUGGUUGGCCAAGCUGCUUCAUGCCGCAACCAAAUACACCCAUCCACCACGAUGCUGUGGGCAUGCAUAAAGCAUUCGGACGAGACCUGUACGAGGCCCAUCUCUUUGCGUGUCUCUAUGCUGGCAUCAAUAUAUCUGGCGGCAAUGCUGAGGCUUGUCCUGGACAGUGGGAGUUUCAAGUUGGCCCGUCUGAAGGGGUCAGAGCUGCAGAUGACCUUUGGAUGGCCAGGUACAUUUUGCACCGUUUGUCCGAGGAGUUUGGCGUUGCCGUGUCGCUGCAUCCAAAGCUUAUACCAGGUGGCGCAGGGGCCUGUGGGGGCCAUGUGAACUUCAGCACCAAGCAGAUGCGACAGGAGGGGGGAAUCAAACAUAUAAAGGCAGCAAUGCCCCUUCUUGCCAAGACUCACCAGGAUUUUUUGCCUCUGUGUGAUGCCCAUGGCGGGGCUGAUAAUGUUGCCAGACUGAUGGGAUUUUUCUGUACAGCAUCUCGCGAGUUUAGGUGGGGGAUAGAGGACAGAGAUGCCACAAUACGAAUACCCCGGCAAGUCGCCAUUGAUAAGAAAGGAUUCCUUGAGGACAGGCGACCCGCAUCGAACUUUGACCCCUACCUUGUGACCGAUGCUCUAGUUCGUGUUGUUGUUUUAGGACAUGAAAGUUUGAGAAACCCAUACGCGGAACCAAAAGUGAUAAAACUCUCCGUGGAUUUAUCCAGAGUUCAGUUAGAGGAAGAUGAUGACAACAGCGUGGUGAUAUGAUAACUGGAGAUGUACAAUGAAAUGGAGGAACGUUUUCCGAUCACUAACACACUGACCUGACCAAGCUGACCCUAUGUAGUUGAAAUAUUUUUUUUAAGCCAGCUUUUUUUUUGGUGAUAUUCAUGAAACAUUGUGUAUCCUUUUCCAGUCGUAACUGCCUCAAAUUUGAAUCUCUUUUCUGUCAGGAUAUACAAAAAUAAAAAAAAUAAUUCCCCUUACAAACAAACAUAACAAUUUGAGUGUUGUUUUUGAUAACUUUUGAGUUUUUCCUUGCCAUUUUCCAAAUUUGUAAGACCAGAUACAAGAGAUGAAUUUGUUGCACAAAAAAAAAAACAACAACAGCCAAACUAAUUUACCUCCGUUAUUUAAUGUUGUGAAGAAAAUAAUUUGUUUUACAAUGGUCUACUUGUACUAAUCAACUGUUUAAUGUCUGUGUGUAGUCCCUAGUAUCUAUUUUAAAUGGAUCACUUGAAACCAAAUGUAGAACAUCAGUAAUUUAUACGGAAGUUAAUUUUUGCGAGGAUGUAUAUUUGAUAGAUGACAUUACAUUUUUAUCAUGUUGCUCUGUUAUACGUGUGUUGAUUGGUUAGUAGAAUUGUUAUUUUUUUUUCAACUGCACCAAAGGCUUUUCCGGUAUGACUGUUGAUGAGUUUUAACAGAUGUAUCUUUGCUGGAUAGGACAUUAAUUAAUAAAGCGCUUGAUUCAAUUCCGUGGAAAAUUUCACAAAUAUCCUUUUAUCUUAUGAAUGGUGAUUGCUCCUGACUUAACGGAUAUAACAACAGUUACUAACAUUGUAACAAAUACAAUAGCAAGCAAAAAUCAAAUCUUUCAGUCUGAAAGCUAAGAGUUAGAUUAAAGAGAAUACUGGUCAAAGAUUUAUUGACUAAUUUUACUAGGCAUUUGAACACAAAUUCUUCUGUAACAGGAGAAAAUGCAUCACCAGCUAUAACUAUAUAUGCAUACAUUGUUAAUUCAGUUUAUACAUUUGGAAAGAAAUUUUGAAUGUUGUAUUCUGAUUUUUAUGUACAUGUUGUACAAUAAUAUCUUACUGUAGUGAAUGCUUUAUUUUACUCCACUAGUGAAGAAUAAAAUAGAAUUAGGUGAGAAAAGUUUUUGUACUGAAGUAGCAUAUUGUGUUUAAUAUAAUAAAGUUUUAGUAGAAAGGCUAAUGUUUUUUUUAUAAUCUACUUUAUGUUGAAUAUAAUGAAAAAGGUCUUAUUUGGUAAGGUAAAAAAAAUUGAGUCUUUAAUGAAAGAGAUUUUUACUUUUUUUAUAGCAUGAAAUAAUUUUAUUCUAUUCAGAUGUUGUGUUUAAUUAAAUGAAAAAAAUGGUUCCACUAGAAAGAUAUUUUGUAAAUACACUUCUGGAGUAGUGUGUGGCUGCACUAUGUAUGAAUGUAACGACUCCGUAAAGAUUCUGUUGUACAUGUAUGUUGUUUUACACAUUUUUUAACACGUGCAUAGAAAGGAUAUCUCGUACAGUGUGGACGUAGAUUUUACUUUUUAUUUAAUCAUUUCCUAUUCUGCUGAAUUGAAUAAAAGCUUUUUAUAU